Molecule: messenger RNA, 9663 nt
Organism: Oreochromis niloticus (Nile tilapia)
Lineage: Eukaryota; Metazoa; Chordata; Actinopteri; Cichliformes; Cichlidae
Gene: adcy5
Product: adenylate cyclase 5
Exons: 21
Coding region: 2621-6211 (1196 amino acids)
Biological process (GO): adenylate cyclase-activating G protein-coupled receptor signaling pathway; intracellular signal transduction; cAMP biosynthetic process
Cellular component (GO): plasma membrane
Molecular function (GO): adenylate cyclase activity
Source: RefSeq, a predicted model, not a curated record
AUACAGUUUGGGUGUCCGCAUAUAUUUGGGCAUGAAAUGCAGGUGUAGAGUUACUUGUAAAAGGUAGGAUGGUUUUUUUCUGUAAUGUGGUGAAGCUGAACGACACAGCACAUGCAGUACAUGUUCAUGAAUGCAAUUCUGAGAAGGUGAGAAAAAAAAGGAGAUCAGCAAUAUUCCCUAAAUAAACCCACAAAUACAGGCUCUUUGCAGGAACUGAAUAUGGCUGUUUUUCUCUGUGUGCUGUGCUAGGUAUGUGCAAGAGAGCAACAAGGAAGCAGAACAAGGAGUCAUAAGACAAGUUGAGAAAAUCAGUUGCACAACUCGAAUCGAGAUUAUUUUGCAUCAGAUUUAUAUCUGAGUCUCUUUUCAUUUGAUGAGGACAGCGCUGAAUAGAAUCCACUGUUCUCUCUGUUAACAGUGCCUCAAAGAAUUCCAGAAAGGGCAAAGGGAAUUCAGCUGGAGGUGAGCCGGUCACAGCAAACACAUGAGGCUCCCUGUCACAUGCUCCCAGUACAUUCAUUAACACACAGUGUUCUUUUCCCCAUGUGUAAAUGGCAGCAGAGACAUUUGCAGGCUUUAAAGUGGAAGAGCUGAAAGACAACAGGGCAUACCUGUGCGGUAAAAUGAAGGGCAGGCAGUAAUGGCAGGGUGAUAUAAAGAAAAUCCCAUUACAAGUGGAUGUGACUAAAUCUGUUAACUAAACAAUAUUUAGGCUGUAGAACAAAAACGCUUCACAAUAAAAGCCAUGACUUAAAACAACAUCAAACUGGACCAAAAUAUAAAUAAAGAAAAAUACGUUGUUUAUGUAAUGAGCAUGUACUUCGGUCUAGAAAUAGGACACUUUUACUUUUUUGAGCAAGAACAAUGUGGGAAUAUGAGUGAAGUUGUUUUAAAGAGUAUUCUGGCUACAUGGGCGGUCAACUUGAAACCCCUCUGGGAACUUUUACAGUUAAGUUGAAGCAUAAGUUACAUUUGAAUAUAAUUGUCACCGAGAAACAAAAACCACAUGUAUUGAAUCACCAGUCAAAUCUCAUUAAACAUAAAAGGCCUAUGAAGAUUGGUUGCCGCCCCCCUAAACAAGGUUUUAAAACCUCUUUCUGCUGAACCCCUUCAGUGCUCUCUGUCCUGACUAAUGUCUCUCAAGCUGCUAUAGAUCGCGGGCAGCUGAAGAUGAACAAAUCUCUGUGUUACUGUUGUUAGAGCCGGUGUCCUGGAGUAGGGGGACGCAGUUUGGAACUGGCAACCUGCUGGGGGGUCACUGAGAUAAGAUUCAGCACAUGCUGUAAGCUACGUGUGGGGUGUGCCAUGCGGGCUAUCCAGCUGUGAGCGCAGUCCCGCCCAUUCAUCGAAAGCGCCCGGGGGUCGCGCAGAAUCUGAUUUGGAUUGACCGAGCUGUCAUCCAAUGAAAGCGCGUCAAAGCGUGACUCACCCCUUUUCUUUUCCAAUGGAAGUGGGCCGGAGAGGCGGAUCAGAGGAAGCAAACUUGGUUGAAUGACCAUUAAAGCAGCAAUCAGCGGUAAAUAUGUUAUGAUGCCACGCUCCAAACGCACACCGAGCGGAUUGUCCGAGGCGCCGGAAGCGCACUUUUGCACCGGUUAGUCACUUUGCGAAAUGGCCGUGCGCAGGAGGAGUGUCGCUGCAAACCAAGUCGGGGGGUGGGGGGGUCGCUCUUCAGGGAUUUGAACAGUGAUGGGCAGCUGUUGGACAUUGAUUUGGCGCAGCGGCUGACGGUGAAUUGAACAGUGCGGUAACGCGGGUUUGUUUUUUUAACCAUGGACGGAGAAGCUGUCUUUUGUGGCUGUCAGACGAGGAGAAGGAGGAGGAGCGGCUGAGUUCUCCUCUCUGCUCAGUGCAAGUGUGAGAGAAUCGUGAUGCUGAUUUUUGGCCAAACGUGAGGCUCCCCCGCCGCUGCCGAGCAGGCUUCAAUGUUCGCUCAGUACAGGUGCAUCAGGAUUUAAGUGGACGUGAUCAGAGCCGUCACCAUGGCAUUCACCUUCAUAUCGCAUCCCACCUCCGUCUUUUCCGCCUGCAAACCGCUGACAAGGAUACGGGAAACGUGUCUGCACAUAUAACGGAUUCGAAUUGGCCAAUUGAUGCUGCUGCUUGCGCUAUGAUCUCUGGGGAACUAUCCGAGUUGUGUAAUGGUUUUAUUCCAUUUGCAGCGCGUGCCCUGCAACCUCCGUGGAUGAUGGCUAAUUGGGCCCAAUGAUGUAGAGCCAAAUCCACCUGGAUCUAAUGUUCCCUCCUCUCGUGGCUCCCCUGUGACUUUUUGCGCAUGUUCAAUUGUUUUUUUAAAUUCCCAGAGCUUUUCACUACUCUCGGCUAUUGCUUUUGGUGAUUUCAUUUUAUUUGUAAAGGCUUUUAAGGACGACUGUUUGCUUCUGAAAGUGGCGAUUAAACUGACUGCUAACUUUACAUUUUACAUUCAAAGCCCUCAGGCUGUCUGAAGCGUGAUCAGCUAUGGAAAGUUCAGCUAAUAAAAGACAUUUAAUGCGCCUCAUCCUUGGGACUAAAUAGUUCCCUUCCCUCUUUAAGUGGAACAAAACUUCUUUUUCCCUCCCCUGUCUCUUAUAGGCUGUUUGUUUAGAUAACAUUCUGUCACUGCAUCCACUUUUCCACUAUGUCCAGAUCAAACAGUGUCAGCCCACCCGGAGUCGGUGCGCCCGGGUUGAGGGGAGGGACCGAGCACAGAUCAGCUUGGGGAGAGUCUCAGUCUGUGGCCAACGGAUGCCCAUACUCAGCCAGAUCUCCGCGCAGAAAGCUCACCCGGACCAACAGCCGGUGGACGGAGGAGGAUGAUCUGGACCACCGGCCGCCCGGGCGAGCCUCCACGACCGUCAGCAGGGUCAGCUUCAGGUCCAGGUCGGCUUGGCAGGACCAUGGAGAGGAGAGCCGAGACAACAACCGCGCGUCCUCUAAACGUCCUGACGGCGAGGUGAGACCCAAGUCCGUGGAGCUGGGUCUGGAAGAGCGGAGAGCCAAGCCGAGGACCGACGAGGAAGAGGUCAUGCCCGAAGUAAACUUUUCCUUCGUGGCGUGCUGCACCAGCGUCAUGCACAUUUUCAAAUCCAAAAAAUUCCAGUCGGAGAAGUUGGAGCGGCUCUACCAGCGCUACUUUUUCCGUCUCAACCAGAGCAGCUUGACUAUGCUCAUGGGCGUACUUGUGCUGGUGUACACGGUCAUGUUGGGCUUUCACUGCUCCGGUGGGAGAUCGGGACCGAACGUAGCGUACGUGGUGGUAUUUUCUGUGGCCAUCUUCCUCACGCUCGUGCUCAUGGUAAUCUGCAACAGGAACGGAUUUCACCAGGACCACAUGUGGGUCGUGUGCUAUGUGGUCAUCCUGAUGGUGUUGGUGAUCCAGGUGAUCGGAGUACUGCUCGUACGGCCCAGAAGUGCCUCGGAGGGGAUCUGGUGGACCGUGUUCUUCAUCCAUGUCAUCUACACUCUGCUUCCCGUCAGGAUGCGCGCUGCGGUCAUCACUGGAGUUAUUCUUUCCGCCAUCCACGUGGCCAUUUCUUGGAUGUUAAACGAAACGGACAGCUUUCUGUGGAAACAGAUAGUAUCCAAUGUGCUGAUCUUUUCCUGCACCAACAUCGUGGGCGUGUGCACCCAUUACCCUGCUGAGGGUUCCCAGAGGCAGGCCUUUCAGGAGACCAGGGAAUGCAUCCAGGCUCGCCUCCACUCCCAGAGGGAAAAUCAGCAGCAGGAACGUCUGCUGCUCUCAGUGCUUCCUCGCCAUGUUGCCAUGGAGAUGAAAGCUGACAUAAACGCCAAGCAGGAAGACAUGAUGUUUCACAAGAUCUACAUCCAAAAGCACGACAACGUCAGCAUCUUAUUUGCAGACAUUGAGGGUUUCACCAGUCUGGCAUCGCAGUGCACUGCACAGGAGCUGGUGAUGACUCUCAAUGAACUGUUCGCCCGCUUUGACAAGUUGGCAGCGGAGAACCACUGUCUGCGGAUCAAGAUUUUGGGAGACUGCUACUACUGCGUGUCUGGUCUGCCGGAGGCGAGGGCCGACCACGCCCACUGCUGUGUGGAGAUGGGGCUGGACAUGAUAGAGGCUAUCUCGCUGGUACGGGAGGUGACUGGGGUAAACGUCAACAUGCGAGUGGGCAUCCACAGUGGCAGAGUGCACUGUGGGGUGCUGGGGCUCAGGAAGUGGCAGUUUGAUGUCUGGUCCAACGAUGUCACGCUAGCAAAUCAGAUGGAAGCUGGGGGCAAAGCAGGGCGCAUCCAUAUAACUAAAGCCACUCUGAAUUACCUGAAUGGGGACUAUGAUGUGGAACCGGGAACAGGAGGAGAAAGAAAUGCCUACCUGAAGAAGCACAACAUAGAAACCUACCUCAUUGUGGGCUGCAGUCAGAAAAGGAAAGAGGAAAAGGCCAUGAUUGCCAAGAUGAACCGGCAGAGGACCAACUCUGUCACCCACAACAGCGGACACUGGACCGACCGUCCCUUUUACAACCAUUUAGGUGGAAACCAGAUCUCCAAAGAUUUGAAGAGGAUGGGCUUUGAAGACCCCAAAGACAAGCAUUUUAUUUUCAGAAACACACAGGAAAACCUAAACCCAGAGGACGAGGUGGAUGAGUUUCUGGGCCGGGCCAUCGACGCGCGCAGCAUCGACCGUCUGCGCUCGGAACACGUCAAGAAAUUCCUGCUCACCUUCAGAGAGCCUGACCUGGAGAAAAAGUACUCCAAACAGGUGGACUCCAGGUUUGGGGCUUAUGUGGCCUGCGCCUCCCUCGUCUUUCUCUUCAUCUGCUUCAUUCAGAUUGUCAUCGUGCCACCCUCCAGACUGAUGAUCGGCUUCUUCAUCACCUGUCUCAUUAUCCUGACGGCUGUUAUGUUCGUCUCAGCUGUGUACUGCUGUUUUGGGAUCUUCCCAGUGCCUCUGCAGACACUCUCUAAGAGAAUAGUUCAGUCUAGACUAAACAGCACCCUGGUUGGUGUUUUCACCAUCAUCAUCGUCUUUCUUUCUGCUUUCGUCAACAUUUUCACCUGCAGCAGCCAUGACCUGUGGAGUUGUAUCAAAGCACAGCACAACAUCAGCCUGGACAGCGUCAAUGCCUGCCAUGCUUACUUCCUCAACUACAGCCUGGACACACAACACAGCCCCUGUGGACAUGAUGGCCUCAUCUGCAGCUUUCCUGAGUACUUCUCGUCCUGCGUGCUGCUGAGCCUGCUGGCCUGUUCCGUCUUCCUGCAGGUCAGCAGCAUCGGUAAGCUCUUCCUCAUGCUCUUUAUCGAACUGCUUUACCUUCUCAUCAUGGAGGUGCCCAAAGUGAGCCUCUUUGACAACCAGGACCUGCUGGUCAUGGCUAAUGCCAUCAACAACACUGAGCCCAUGAAUGGAACAAGGUGUGGAGUAGACAAGGUGCCUCUAAAGAUCAUGACUCCAGUGGUGAUCACAGUCUUCGUCCUUGCCCUGUACCUUCACGCCCAGCAGGUGGAGUCAACAGCAAGGCUUGACUUCCUGUGGAAACUGCAGGCCACAGAGGAAAAGGAGGAGAUGGAGGAAUUGCAGGCCUACAACCGCCGUCUGCUCCACAACAUCCUUCCCAAAGACGUGGCUGCUCACUUCCUGCAGCGGGAACGUCGGAACGAUGAGCUCUACUACCAGUCGUGCGAGUGUGUUGCAGUUAUGUUUGCCUCUAUUAGUAACUUUUCCGAGUUCUACGUAGAGUUGGAGGCCAACAACGAGGGAGUGGAGUGCCUGCGACUGCUUAAUGAAAUCAUCGCCGACUUUGAUGAGAUCAUCAGUGAGGAUCAGUUCCGCCAGCUGGAGAAGAUCAAGACUAUCGGCUCCACAUACAUGGCAGCCUCCGGCCUCAAUGACUCCACGUAUGACAAGGUCGGGCGGUCACACAUCCGUGCUCUCGCUGACUACGCCAUGAGGCUGAUGGACCAGAUGAAAUACAUCAAUGAACACUCCUUUAACAACUUCAAGAUGAAAAUAGGUCUUAACAUCGGCCCGGUGGUGGCUGGGGUGAUCGGGGCCAGGAAACCUCAGUACGACAUCUGGGGGAACACUGUAAAUGUGGCGAGUCGCAUGGACAGCACAGGUGUACCAGAGAGAAUCCAGGUGACCCCAGAACUGCACCAGGUACUGAGCUCUUAUAACUACACACUGGAAUACAGAGGAGUGGUCACAGUCAAGGGCAAAGGAGAGAUGAUGACCUACUUUCUCACCAGUGGACCUUCCAGCAGUUAACCCACACUAAGUGACAGACACAUAGGGGGUUACAUGCCUUACGACAUAAAAAGCGGGCUUAGGGUGGACUGAGAUUGACCUUUUCUCACAGCACUGAACCCUUCUCAAACCUGAGGCCAUAAAGGAUGAGGAAAAUUUUCAUCCCAACGCCAAGCCUGUGGGGGAGCCGAUGAGUCGGAGAAGCCUUGCUACGAAUCAGCCGUUGAGACCAAAGAUGUCCAGUCAGAGCAUAAAGACAGAUUGUUGGCCAGCUGUGCGAGUCUGGGUCCUGAAGGAAAAAUGGUCAAUAAGAAAUUUGAUUUGCUUCAAUCAGCCGUAAUUUUCCGAUGGGUUUUUGGACAAAUCUGCGGGAGGACAUAAGCUGCAUUACCUCUUCUCUUUCGCUCUGCCUUGCUCCUGCUGAAGUAUAUACAGUAUGUACAUGUAAAACACAGACAGUUUUAUGUGUAUGUACAGAAUUUCACGUAUGGUUUGUAAAACCUUUGGUCCAUGUUGUGAUGCAGGUAUAAAUCUCUCAAGUAUGGACACUAAGCCAGCACUGCAGCACUAUCCGUCCUUGCGUCAUUAUCUAAUCACAUCGGUAACUAAGAGAUUCAUGGAGGAGAUGGUCUUUAUUGCUGAAGCGUGUGUCCUACAGGUAACCGGGUUUUCUGAGAUUAUAUGAAUUUCCUUUUAUAACAGAAAGAAAACGCUGCACAGUGUUUACAGAAAGCUUCCCGCCAGAUGUGCAAUAUCACAACCUCAGUAGUAUCAACUGCAUAUAUAUAUAUAUAUAUAUAUACACAUAUAUAUAUAUAUAUAUAUAUGUAUAUAUUCACAAACACAUAAAACAAAGAGGAUGUCAGCAAAGAGCUUUUUCUAAUCUUCAACAUUUUCUAUUUUAACUUCAGAACACAAACCCUAUGAGAUAUAUUAAGAUUCUAUAUUUUGUACAUGAAUAUAUAUAUUAUACAUAUUCAGAUGUACAUACUGUAUAAUUCAUGUUGGGAUUUCAGAAGUCCUCACUGGUGUUGCCUGAUGUUAGCACUGCGUCACAGCUGAUGUACCGUUUAGCUUCAGCCCCCCAAAUGGCCUCUUUUCUUGCCCUUUUCUCACAGCGAAAAGCGAGUUUUAAAACCGAGCAAGGCGGUACAUUGAAUGACGGACUAGAGGACGGAAAUGCAUCAGCCUUGGUGCUCAAAAGCCAUUUCUUUUUGCACUCCAGUGCUUUCAGCCGUCCACCUUGUUGUGCUCUGCUCCCACAGCUCCCCACUCGCUCGCUCAAUCAGAUGGUACGACCCAAUGAAUGUCCGAUGAUCUCCGAUGAGGCCUUUAACAUGGACUCUGUACUGACGACGGUGAUGAUGCUCAUCCUGUGGACAGGGACAGAUAAGCACAUGUGGACAUGUGCCCAAUUAUCUGCUGUUUUCUUUCCUUAACAGAGCAGUUCUCUUCAGUAUUACAUCUUUAUUCAGCGUGUCAUCAGACAAACUGACCUGGCUGUCUCAUGGACUCGAGUGAUUUUUAAUGAUGAUGUUACCAAAUACUUCACCCGGUUUGGUUUGUUUUGUCACAGGAAUAAGUAAAUGGACAGAAAAAUGUUUUCACCUGAGAAUACUGAAUCCAGGAAGCUUUAGAACCAAGUUUAAAGGAUAAGGCUAGAAGACUGUAUAUAAAAGAUGGACGUAGGCAUGCGUGACGUCACCCAUUGGUUUGUGAAGUAUUGUUAAGCCUUGAGCUAACAGUUUAGAGGUCACUGGGGGUGGAUCUGACUUAGAAACACAGCAUGCUCAUCUGGUAGCUACUUGUCAAUCGCAAGGAAGACACCCUAAAUAAUGCUCUGCUUUGUUCUCUUAUUUGACAGUCAAUAGUCAAUAUCAUGCUGUAUUUAAACACUUGGAGCUAGCAAUCAAGACAAACUAAUUAGGAAAACGCUUACAGAGGUCAUAGAUAACUGGAGCCUAGUGGGUGUCCGUCCAGAUUUCUUCUUCCAGAAAAAUCAAACUUGUUUUAGUAAUCAGAGGAGUCGCCCCCUGCUGGCUUUCAAAUGCAUGUUUAAGGCACUUAAACUGCAUUGGCUUCUAUUUUCAGACUUGUGCAGCUAAGCUAUGUCCAUAUUUUAUAUAGAGUCGUAUUAUUAUAACUGUCAACUGAUCUCAUGAAAAGAGCAAAAUUAACAUUUAAAGUAAUGCCUGCAAUAUUCUCUCCACUUGCAUCUUGUGAAAACAAACUGAAUUUGUGCGUGAAGUUAUUUAAAACAUAUUUGGUAUGCUAUGCAGAUCAGUAUUUACUUCACUGCGAUGUUGUAUGUAUUAAGUGGACUCAAAAUGAACUGGAGUCUAUGGACUUCUAUCUGAAUAACUAGCCUCAGGUUCUAUUUAAAUCCUGCAUAUUAAUAAAUGUAUUAAUUUUAAACUGCUGUCAGAAAUUAAUUAAUCUGGACACUUUCCAUUACAAAAAUAUUAAUAAAUGGAUAGUUGAACUUAAAAAGAUUACUUAAACUAACAGAAAUGUGUUGUCAAAUUCCAGCCAAUCAGAGCCCUUCUACAACUCAGUGGGCAGAUUUUCAGUUUUUAGGAAACUAUAAAUGUUUAAGAGGGAGUCCGAUAUUGUUGGCAGUCCCAGCAAUAAAUGUAAUUACAAAAGUCCAACUUAAAAGAUUAAACAAUAUUUCUAUUUUUUUUUUUUUAAGUCAGGAGGAGAGAAACAGUUAGUUAGCACUAAUAUUUCAUCAUGGAGUAACACAUGCAAAUGAAACAAUUUAUUAAACAAGUUAGACUUGUUUCACUCUAUUACAUUAUUUUAAUUCGACGCUCAGUAAGUGCCCAUGAUGACUAUAUAUAUGGAAUAACUGCCUCCCUAAUUGUUGCUUUUGAACAACAUCAGAAUUUAGUCCACUGGAAAUUUGGUCUUUUCAUGCGAUUUUGUUGACAGUAAAAAUAUUAACACUAGCCUUAUCCUUUGAAUUUCAUUCCUGUUUAAAGAGUAAAUGGCACUAUGAUUCUGAGCCUGUGGAAUGAAGGGGAAAAACCUGCACUGGUCUUCUCUGGCGUUUUUUUGUUUGUUUGUUUUUUUAAUCUUUGUUAAUGUACUGUACUGCUGCAACCAUUAUCUUCACACACCCCUGCUAAAACCUAUAGGUGUCAUUCCAUAUGAUUCCAUUUGAAUGCACUGCCAUUCUACACCCACGUCACCCCCCUCUUUCUACUGUUCAUUCUGCAUGAAUGUGCCAUUAGAGAACACGAGGGGCUUGGAGAGGCACAGACCAGAGAUGAGGGGCGUAGCUAUGAGGUGCCCGAGUGGAUCCAUCUUUACAAAGUACAGCAUUCUCAUUCGCUUUUCAUUUGACACGAGGUGGCCGUGUCUGUGACACAAAUGGCUUCAGAGACAAAACUGUGGAUUGUUUUUGUUGCCAUGCUAAACAUUAUGCUGUUUUUUAUAGUAAAAUAAACUGCUGAGAGGUUUCACAGGUA